CGUCUAGCUAUCACUGCGAACAAGAGGAGAAAGAUAGCAAAUAGUAUUCACUACCCUCAUAUUGUAAUACGAUCUAUUUCGCAAGCGCAAAAGGCCUUCUAGACUUCCAGCGCCACUUCCAGGGGGUUUCCUCACCCGAGAGCCACAAGAUAUAUUGUAGUACCUUCGCAUAGAAUGGCAGAGUACUGGAAGUCCACACCUAAAUACUGGUGCAAGUUCUGUAAAGUGUUCGUAAAGGACACGAAGCUAGAGCGGCAACAGCACGAUGCGACACCCCGUCACCAAGGCAAUAUUCAGAAGUCCCUUCGCGGUCUGCACAAGGAAAAGGAACAAGAGGAACGGCAAAAGCAACGGGCCAAAGAUGAAGUUGCGCGGUUGAAUGGCGUAGUAGGUGGCGGGUCGUCUUCGACGUCAAAUUCAACAACGGCGCCCUCAAAGGCAUCUGGUUUCAAGGAAGCGCCGAGGCAAGCGACGUUGGAGGAACGCAAACGCCAGAUGCAGCAGCUCGCGGACAUGGGUGUCGCCAUACCGGAAGAAUUCAGGAGAGAAAUGGCCAUGGCGGGCGACUGGCAGACUAUCAAGGUCACCCGUAUUGAGCAAGCAAAACCUAAAGAGAAUGGUUCAGAGGAUACAAAAGAGGGCGUGGCCUUUGGGAUUCGGAAGCGCAGGUUCGAGGACCAGGAGGAGGAAGAAGCUAUAUUGGGCACAGGAGAUGCAGCAGCGCCGAGAAAAAAUCGCAAUUGGGGAAACAGAAUGAAGGCAUUUCCCGGUAGCAAGAAGGUUGAUGAUGAGGAUAUAGAUGCGCUACUAGGCAGUGUAACUGUGAAGAGAGACUUGAAGAAGGAGGCUGACGAGGCCGACGAUGCUUCUGCUACAGUGGCAGCAGAUCCAAAGGGGGUCAAAGUCGAAGUGACCGAGGAGAAGAAGACAGAAAUGCCAGAAUUAAAGAAGUCGGAAUCGAACGAGGAGUUAGAGGCUGCUGCAAAGCUUCAAGCUGCGUCGGCUCCCGAAGACACAUCAGCAAAGGCGAUCAACACACCGGGGACUGGCAUCGUCUUCAAGAAGCGGAAAAAGAUUGUGAAAUGAGGCCAGGUCCUGCUAUGGAUAACUUCGUCUCCGCACAAGAGUGUGGACAAGUGAUAAACUAACAUGCUCUCGUGCCACUUCGGCCGAUCAAGGAUGACUCGCUUGACGAACGCCGGACGGAGUAGAGGCCUGCAUCUUCGUCUGUCGUUCUGUCCAAGGUCAUGAUUCAACGGUUCCGUGAAUGCUUGCUCAAAGCGGAAACGCACGCAACUUUGCCGAGCUAAGAAAAGAAAGAGUCGUCCUUGGUAAAUCGCCAUCAGAUAUUAGACCUGCCACAUAAAGAACAGGCCGAUCGUAUUUACACAUUCGUU
This is a messenger RNA of Verruconis gallopava, 1397 nucleotides long. RefSeq lists its product as uncharacterized. Gene Ontology annotation, cellular component: precatalytic spliceosome. Bases 175 to 1086 code for a protein of 303 amino acids. The record is from RefSeq and is a predicted model, not a curated record. Gene Ontology annotation, biological process: mRNA splicing, via spliceosome. Lineage: Eukaryota; Fungi; Ascomycota; Dothideomycetes; Venturiales; Sympoventuriaceae. Gene Ontology annotation, molecular function: RNA binding; zinc ion binding. The transcript has a single exon.